Messenger RNA from Mycotypha africana, 627 nucleotides. RefSeq lists its product as uncharacterized. The record is from RefSeq and is a predicted model, not a curated record. The transcript is spliced from 2 exons. Lineage: Eukaryota; Fungi; Mucoromycota; Mucoromycetes; Mucorales; Mycotyphaceae. Gene Ontology annotation, molecular function: sphingosine-1-phosphate phosphatase activity. Bases 1 to 627 code for a protein of 208 amino acids.
AUGAUAUUGUUUUCCGAUCAAACUAAACAAUAUCUUUUGAGGCACCUGCGGCUGUUUUUGUCAGACAAAAUAUUACUCACACUAAAGAAUUUGGCGGAAUUACAUUGCCCUCAGACGAGAGAAAUUGUCAUUUCUUGCACAUUCUUUGCCAUUAUCUAUUCACGAUCUCUUCAUGUCGUCUAUUUCACCAUUUGUGCUAUUCUAGCAACAGUUGUAGCAAAGAUUCUCAAGUCUAUCAUCCGACAGCCACGCCCCAUACCAAAGUUACUGAAACAUAAUGGAAAAGUGAUAAAAGCUAAGGUCAAAAAAAGUUAUGGCAUGCCCUCAUCUCAUUCUACGGCCAUCAGCUUUUUCGCCGCUUACAUUCAUUGUCUCAUAAUCUAUGAGUUACAUCGAAAUAAAACUGCAACACUAUCGUCGCGAGCGAGUGAAUACUGUGCAUUGACUUUGUUUCACUGCUUUGCAUGUGGUGUCAUAUGGUCCAGAGUUAGACUAGAACAUCAUACAAGAGCGCAAGUGAUAGCAGGAACCUUACUAGGCAUGUCACUAGCUAUAUUAUCUUAUAUACUGUGGAAAGACCUUUUUGCUGCAAAACUUGAAAAUGUUCAUUUUGCAAAUUGGUUCUAG